AUGCCGCAUUCACCGCCGCCCCUCACUCACUGUCACGUCGGCGCUCAUGAUCUUCAACUGACUCCCGCGCAGCCACAACGCCCUCGCGCGCUCCGCGUGCAUGACGAGAACAUGCCCCCACCAGCCACACACAUCACUGGCAUGCCAGGUAAGACACUUCAUCAUCGCACCAAAUCCACUCCUGCCCUAUCAUCACUCUUGCAAGCGGGCGCGGUGAAGGCGGCGAAUAAGAAGGUCUUGGGGGAGGUGAAUGCGAAUGUACGCUUGUUGCAGCCGGCAAAGGACGAUUCGGAGGUGGGAAAGGCGUCGCCGGGAAAGCUUAGCAUCCAAGAGUCGGUGCUCCCAGUCAACACGGCUGCCUUCUCGCGGCCAGCCACACGCCCACUUCCGCCCAAGCCAGUCGCGGCCCACAACGUGCCCACGGCGGUGCAAGCUGCAGUGAGCAGACCAACCACUACCACACAGAUGUCUAUCGGCCAGGCAGAGCCUGAGAGAAAGAUUGUUACCAAGAAGAGCACCAAAGUGCUGCGCGACGUGCAAGCACCUGAAGCAUCCACCGCCCACGAUGUGCAGCACCCCGUGUCGACUCUCCCGGCCCACCAGACCACCGAGAGCAUCCCACUCCGCGACGAGCCUGCAGCACGGCCCCAGCCACGCACCUCGCACCCUCCGACCAACCCUCUGCCCGCCGCCUUCACCACCGAGCAAGAGUACCGCCAAUACAUCGACCUCCAGACUGCUCGCUACCAGCAGGCGCAUGAUGUUGCCAACACCGCCGGUGUGCCAGCUCCCUACGUGCUGCCCUCCCAGCCGAUGGACGAGCACUACUUCGAGGUUGAUGAGGUGGACGAGUAUGACGAGCUCAACACCGCGCGCUCCUUUGGCUUGUACGGCGACAGCACUGGCGGAGUGACGACCAUUCUCGGCCCCAAGUACGGUGAUCAGAUCAACCAGGAGCUGCGCGAGGCGAGGGACUACGUCGAGGCCACACGUCCGGCCGAAGACAUUGAAGACGAGCAAUGGGACACAUCAAUGGUGGCGGAGUAUGGCGACGAAAUCUUCGAGUACAUCCGCGAGCUGGAGGUUCGCAUGGCGCCGAAUCCGCGCUACAUGGAGCAACAGACCGAGAUCCAAUGGUCGAUGCGUUCGGUGCUGAUGGACUGGGUGAUUCAAGUGCACCAACGCUUCAACCUGCUGCCGGAGACGCUCUUCCUCACCGUCAACUACAUCGACCGCUUCCUCUCCUGCAAGAUCGUGUCUCUCGGCAAGCUGCAACUCGUCGGCGCCACGGCCAUCUUCGUCGCCGCCAAGUACGAAGAGGUGCAGUGCCCCACCAUCUCCGAGAUCAUCUACAUGGUCGACAACGGCUACUCGGCGGACGAGCUGCUCAAGGCGGAGCGCUUCAUGCUGAGCAUGCUGCAAUUCGAGCUGGGCUGGCCGGGACCGAUGAGCUUCCUGCGCCGCAUCAGCAAAGCCGACGACUACGACCUCGAGACGCGCACGCUGGCCAAGUACUUCCUGGAAGUGACCAUCAUGGACGAGCGCUUCGUCGGCUGCACCCCGAGCUUCCUCGCGGCUGGCGCGCACUGCAUGGCGCGGCUCAUGCUCUACAACGGCGAGUGGAGCAAGGCGCACGUCUACUACUCCAACUAUACCUGGUCGCAGCUGCGUCAGUUGCUCGCGGUCAUCCUGGAGUGCUGCGAGGAUCCGCACAGGCACCACUCGGCGGUGUACGACAAGUAUACCGACAAGAGGUAUCGGCGCGCGUCACCGUAUGUCGAGGGCAAGCUUGCUGCCGGCUUCCGCCUGCCUAUCGACAAUCCGGCUCCUCUGACGAUGGGCGGGCUGGAGUACGGCGGGAUGCUUUGA
This is a messenger RNA of Neohortaea acidophila, 1869 nucleotides long. Its product is annotated as cyclin-like protein. The record is from RefSeq and is a predicted model, not a curated record. Gene Ontology annotation, biological process: regulation of cyclin-dependent protein serine/threonine kinase activity; mitotic cell cycle phase transition. Bases 1 to 1869 code for a protein of 622 amino acids. Gene Ontology annotation, molecular function: cyclin-dependent protein serine/threonine kinase regulator activity. NCBI's taxonomy places the organism in Eukaryota, Fungi, Ascomycota, Dothideomycetes, Mycosphaerellales, Teratosphaeriaceae. Gene Ontology annotation, cellular component: centrosome; cyclin-dependent protein kinase holoenzyme complex; nucleus. The transcript is spliced from 2 exons.